GCCCCGCCCCUCGCUCCCAGCAUGCUGUGCGGCAGCGGCAGCGCGGCGGGCGGAGCCGGGAGGUGGGGUAACCGUGGCUGUGUGAGCGGCGUCGCCACCGCCUCCUCCUCGCUGUUCUCCUCCUCCUGCGCCCCGGCGUCGCGGGCCGCGUACGGCCCUGUAAGAGACGUCGCCUCCCCUUCCUCCGCCUCCCUCUCACCGCGCCGCUCCCGCUUCCCAGUCCUGCGCUGCGGGCUCAGGCGGAACCCGGAACGGCCGUCCGCCUCCCCCGCCCUCCGCCGCCUCCUCCUCCUGCUCGGCUUCCUCCUCAGCCCCGGGCCGGAGCGAAGUGUCGGCGGCGGCCGAUUCGGGCGGCGACUCGCGCUUCUUCGGGCGGCGGCGCUUGGCCAUGUCGUGUCGGGGAAGGUAAUGAGCCGCAGAGCCCCGGGGUCUCGGCUGAGCAGCGGCGGCGGUGGCACCAAGUACCCGCGGAGCUGGAAUGACUGGCAACCCAGAACUGAUAGUGCAUCAGCCGACCCAGAUAAUUUAAAAUAUUCUUCAUCCAGAGAUAGGGGUGGGUCUUCCUCUUAUGGACUGCAACCUUCAAAUUCAGCUGUGGUGUCUCGGCAAAGGCACGAUGAUACCAGAAUCCACGCUGACAUACAGAAUGACGAAAAGGGUGGCUACAGUGUCAAUGGAGGAUCUGGGGAAAAUACUUAUGGUCGGAAGUCGUUGGGGCAAGAGCUGAGGGUUAACAAUGUGACCAGCCCUGAGUUCACCAGUAUUCAGCAUGGCAGUCGUGCGUUAGCCAUCAAAGACAUGAGGAAAUCACAGGAGCGAUCGAUGUCUUAUUCUGAUGAGUCUCGACUGUCGAAUCUUCUUCGGAGGAUCACUCGGGAAGACGACAGAGACCGAAGACUGGCUACUGUAAAGCAGUUGAAAGAAUUUAUUCAGCAACCAGAAAAUAAGCUGGUACUAGUUAAACAAUUGGAUAAUAUCUUGGUUGCUGUACAUGAUGUGCUUAAUGAAAGUAGCAAAUUGCUUCAGGAGUUGAGACAGGAGGGAGCUUGCUGUCUUGGCCUUCUUUGUGCUUCUCUGAGCUAUGAGGCUGAGAAGAUCUUCAAAUGGAUUUUUAGCAAAUUUAGCUCAUCUGCAAAAGAUGAAGUUAAACUCCUCUACUUAUGUGCCACCUACAAAGCACUAGAGACUGUAGGAGAAAAGAAAGCCUUUUCAUCCGUAAUGCAGCUUGUAAUGACCAGCCUGCAGUCCAUUCUUGAAAAUGUGGAUACACCAGAAUUACUUUGCAAAUGUGUUAAGUGCAUUCUUUUGGUAGCUCGAUGUUACCCUCAUAUUUUCAGCACUAAUUUUAGGGAUACAGUUGACAUAUUAGUCGGAUGGCAUAUAGAUCAUACUCAGAAACCUUCGCUUACACAGCAGGUGUCUGGGUGGUUGCAGAGUUUGGAGCCAUUCUGGGUAGCUGAUCUUGCAUUUUCUACCACUCUUCUUGGUCAGUUUCUAGAGGACAUGGAGGCAUAUGCUGAGGACCUCAGCCAUGUGGCCUCUGGGGAGUCAGUGGAUGAAGAUGUUCCACCUCCAUCCGUGUCCUUACCAAAGUUGGCAGCGCUUCUCCGGGUAUUCAGUACUGUGGUGAGGAGCAUUGGGGAACGUUUCAGCCCAAUUCGGGGUCCUCCAAUUACUGAGGCAUACGUAACAGAUGUUCUGUACAGAGUAAUGAGAUGUGUGACGGCUGCAAACCAGGUGUUUUUUUCUGAGGCUGUGUUGACAGCUGCUAAUGAGUGUGUUGGUGUUUUGCUCGGCAGCUUGGAUCCUAGCAUGACUAUACAUUGUGACAUGGUUAUUACAUAUGGAUUAGAUCAACUGGAGAAUUGCCAGACUUCUGGUACAGAUUAUAUCAUCUCAGUCUUGAAUUUACUCACAUUGAUUGUUGAACAGAUAAAUACAAAACUGCCAUCAUCAUUUGUAGAAAAACUAUUUAUACCAUCAUCUAAACUACUGUUUUUGCGUUAUCAUAAAGAAAAAGAGGUUGUUGCUGUAGCCCAUGCUGUUUAUCAGGCAGUGCUCGGCCUGAAGAAUAUUCCUGUUCUGGAGACUGCCUAUAAAUUAAUUUUGGGAGAAAUGACUUGUGCCCUAAACAACCUGUUACAUAGUCUGCAGCUUCCUGAUGCCUGUUCCGAAAUAAAACAUGAGGCUUUUAAGAAUCAUGCAUUCAAUGUAGACAAUGCAAAAUUUGUAGUUAUAUUUGACCUCAGUGCUCUGACUACAAUUGGAAAUGCUAAAAACUCACUGAUUGGGAUGUGGGCGCUGUCUCCAACUGUCUUUGCACUCCUUAGUAAGAAUCUGAUGAUUGUGCAUGGCGACCUGGCUGUUCACUUCCCUGCCAUUCAGUACGCAGUGCUCUACACAUUGUAUUCUCACUGUACCAGGCAUGACCACUUUAUAUCUAGUAGUCUUAGUUCCUCGUCCCCAUCCUUGUUUGAUGGAGCGGUGAUUAGUACUGUAACUACAGCUACAAAAAAACAUUUCUCAAUUAUAUUAAAUCUCCUGGGAAUAUUGCUUAAGAAAGAUAAUCUUAACCAGGACACAAGGAAACUAUUAAUGACCUGGGCUUUGGAAGUGGCUGUUUUAAUGAGGAAGUCUGAAACAUAUGCACCUUUAUUCUCUCUUCCAUCUUUCCAUAAAUUUUGCAAAGGCCUUUUAGCCAACACUCUUGUCGAAGAUGUGAAUAUCUGUCUACAAGCAUGCAGCAGUCUACAUGCUUUGUCCUCUUCCUUACCAGACGAUCUUUUACAGAGGUGUGUUGAUGUUUGCCGUGUUCAACUAGUCCAUAGUGGAACUCGUAUUCGGCAAGCAUUUGGAAAGCUAUUGAAGUCAAUUCCUUUAGAUGUUGUCUUGAGCAAUAACAACCACACAGAAAUUCAAGAAAUUUCUUUAGCAUUAAGAAGUCACAUGAGUAAAGCACCAAGUAACACAUUCCACCCACAAGAUUUCUCUGAUGUUAUUAGUUUUAUUUUGUAUGGGAACUCUCAUAGAACAGGGAAGGACAAUUGGUUAGAAAGAUUGUUCUAUAGCUGCCAGAGACUGGAUAAACGUGACCAAUCAACAAUUCCCCGCAAUCUACUAAAGACAGAUGCUGUCCUUUGGCAGUGGGCUAUUUGGGAAGCAGCACAGUUCACUGUCCUUUCUAAGUUGAGAACCCCACUGGGCAGAGCUCAGGAUACCUUCCAGACAAUUGAAGGUAUCAUUAGAAGUCUUGCAGCUCACACAUUAAACCCCGAUCAAGAUGUUAGUCAGUGGACAACUGCAGACAAUGAUGAAGGCCACAGUAGCAACCAGCUUAGACUUGUGCUUCUUCUUCAGUAUCUGGAAAACCUGGAGAAGUUAAUGUAUAAUGCAUAUGAGGGAUGCGCCAAUGCAUUAACAUCACCUCCCAAGGUCAUUAGGACUUUUUUCUAUACCAAUCGCCAAACUUGUCAAGACUGGCUGACUCGGAUCCGACUCUCCAUCAUGAGGGUUGGAUUGUUGGCAGGACAGCCUGCUGUGACAGUGAGACAUGGCUUCGACUUGCUUACAGAAAUGAAGACAAAUUCAUCUCAGGGGAAUGAAUUGGAAGUAACUAUCAUGAUGGUGGUAGAAGCACUGUGUGAACUUCAUUGUCCUGAAGCUAUACAGGGAAUUGCUGCCUGGUCAUCUUCGGUCGUCGGAAAAAAUCUUCUCUGGAUUAAUUCAGUGGCCCAACAGGCUGAAGGGAGGUUUGAAAAGGCCUCUGUGGAGUACCAGGAGCACCUGUGUGCCAUGACAGGUGUUGAUUGCUGCAUCUCCAGCUUCGACAAAUCUGUUCUCACAUUGGCUAACGCUGGGCGUAACAGUGCCAGCCCCAAACAUUCUUUGAAUGGUGAAUCCAGAAAAACUGUGCUGUCCAAACCAACUGACUCUUCUCCUGAGGUUAUAAAUUAUUUGGGAAAUAAAGCAUGUGAGUGCUACAUUUCAAUUGCUGAUUGGGCUGCUGUACAGGAAUGGCAGAAUGCUAUCCAUGACUUGAAAAAGAGUACCAGCAGUACUUCUCUCAACCUAAAAGCUGAUUUCAACUACAUAAAAUCACUAAGCAGUUUUGAAUCUGGAGAGUUUGUUGAAUGUACUGAGCAAUUAGAAUUGUUACCAGGAGAAAAUAUCAAUCUACUUGCUGGAGGAUCAAAAGAAAAAAUAGAUAUGAAAAAACUGCUUCCUAACAUGUUAAGUCCAGAUCCAAGGGAACUUCAGAAGUCCAUUGAAGUUCAGUUGUUGAGAAGUUCUGUUUGUUUGGCAACUGCUUUAAACCACAUAGAACAAGAUCAGAAGUGGCAGUCUAUAACUGAAAAUGUGGUGAAGUACUUGAAGCAAACCUGCCGCAUAGCUAUUGGGCCACUGAGACUUUCUACUUUAACGGUUUCACAGUCUCUGCCAGUUCUAAGUACCUUACAGCUGUAUUGCUCUUCUGCUUUGGAGAACACAGUUUCUAGCAGACUUUCAACAGAGGACUGUCUUAUCCCACUCUUCAGUGAAGCUUUGCGUUCAUGUAAACAGCAUGAUGUCAGGCCGUGGAUGCAGGCAUUAAGAUAUACCAUGUACCAGAGUCAUUUGUUGGAGAAAAUAAAAGAACAAACAGUUCCAAUUAGAAGCCAUCUCAUGGAAUUAGGUCUAACAGCAGCAAAAUUUGCUAGAAAACGGGGGAAUGUGUCACUUGCAACAAGACUGCUGGCACAGUGUAGUGAGGUUCAGCUGGGAAAGACCACCACUGCACAGGAUUUGGUCCAGCAUUUUAAAAAACUAUCAAUUCAAGGUCAAAUGGAUGAAAAAUGGGGGCCUGAACUUGACAUUGAAAAAACCAAAUUGCUAUAUACAGCAGGCCAGUCAACACACGCAAUGGAGAUGUUGAGUUCCUGCGCCAUAUCUUUCUGCAAGUCUGCCAAGGCUGAACAUGCUGUUGCCAAGUCAAUUCUGACAUUGGCUAAAUGGAUCCAGGCAGAAUGGAAGGAAAUUUCAGGGCAGCUGAAACAGGUUUACAGAGCUCAGCAGCAGCAGAACUUGACAGGUCUUUCUACUUUAUCUAAAAACAUACUCACUCUAAUUGAACUACCAUCUGUUAAUACAAUGGAAGAAGAGUAUCCUCGGAUUGAGAGCGAAUCUACAGUACAUAUUGGAGUUGGAGAACCUGACUUCAUUUUGGGACAGUUGUAUCACCUAUCUUCAGUACAGGCGCCUGAAGUAGCCAAAUCUUGGGCAGCGUUGGCUAGUUGGGCUUACAGGUGGGGCAGAAAGGUGGUUGACAAUGCUAGUCAGGGAGAAGGUGUUCGUCUGCUGCCUAGAGAAAAAUCUGAAGUUCAGAAUCUGCUCCCAGACACUAUAACCGAAGAAGAAAAAGAGAGAAUAUAUGGUAUUCUUGGUCAGGCUGUUUGUCGGCCAGCAGGGAUUCAGGAUGAAGAUAUAACACUUCAGAUAACAGAAAGUGAAGAUAAUGAGGAAGAUGACAUGGUUGAUGUUAUCUGGCGUCAGUUAAUAUCAAGCUGCCCAUGGCUUUCAGAACUUGAUGAAAGUGCAACAGAAGGAGUUAUUAAAGUGUGGAGGAAAGUUGUAGAUAGAAUCUUCAGCCUGUACAAACUAUCUUGCAGUGCAUAUUUUACUUUCCUUAAACUCAAUGCUGGUCAGAUUCCUUUAGAUGAAGAUGACCCUCGGCUACAUUUAAGUCACAGAGCAGAGCAGAGCACGGAUGACGUGAUUGUGAUGGCCACAUUGCGAUUGCUCAGAUUGCUUGUGAAGCAUGCUGGAGAGCUUAGGCAGUAUCUGGAACAUGGCUUGGAAACAACACCUACUGCGCCAUGGAGAGGAAUUAUUCCACAACUUUUCUCACGCUUAAACCACCCUGAAGUGUAUGUGCGCCAAAGUAUUUGUAACCUUCUCUGCCGUGUGGCUCAAGAUUCCCCACAUCUCAUAUUGUAUCCUGCAAUAGUGGGCACCAUAUCGCUUAGUAGUGAAUCACAGGCUUCAGGAAAUAAAUUUUCCUCUGCAAUUCCAACUUUACUUGGCAAUAUUCAAGGAGAAGAAUUGCUGGUUUCUGAAUGUGAGGGAGGAAGUCCUCCUGCUUCUCAAGAUAGCAAUAAGGAUGAGCCUAAAAGUGGAUUGAAUGAAGACCAAGCCAUGAUGCAGGAUUGCUACAGCAAAAUUGUAGAUAAACUGUCCUCUGCAAACCCAACUAUGGUGUUACAGGUUCAGAUGCUCGUGGCUGAGCUGCGCAGGGUCACUGUUCUCUGGGAUGAGCUCUGGUUGGGAGUUCUGUUACAGCAACACAUGUAUGUCCUGAGACGAAUUCAGCAGCUGGAAGAUGAGGUGAAGAGAGUCCAGAACAACAAUACCUUACGCAAAGAAGAGAAAAUUGCAAUCAUGCGGGAGAAGCACACGGCUUUGAUGAAGCCCAUUGUGUUUGCUUUGGAGCAUGUGAGGAGCAUCACGGCGGCCCCUUCAGAAACGCCUCAUGAAAAGUGGUUUCAGGAUAACUACGGUGAUGCAAUAGAAAAUGCCCUAGAAAAACUGAAGACACCAUCAAACCCUGCAAAGCCUGGAAGCAGCUGGAUUCCAUUUAAAGAGAUAAUGCUGAGUUUGCAACAGAGAGCACAGAAACGUGCAAGUUACAUCUUGCGUCUUGAAGAAAUCAGCCCGUGGCUGGCUGCCAUGACUAACACUGAAAUUGCUCUUCCUGGAGAAGUCUCAGCCAGAGACACUGUCACAAUCCACAGUGUGGGUGGAACCAUCACAAUCUUACCUACCAAAACCAAGCCAAAGAAACUUCUCUUUCUCGGAUCAGAUGGGAAGAGCUAUCCUUAUCUUUUUAAAGGAUUGGAGGAUUUACAUCUGGAUGAGAGAAUAAUGCAAUUUCUGUCUAUUGUAAAUACUAUGUUUGCUACAAUCAAUCGCCAGGAAACACCCCGUUUCCAUGCUCGACACUAUUCUGUAACACCACUAGGAACUCGAUCAGGCCUAAUCCAGUGGGUGGAUGGAGCCACACCCUUAUUUGGUCUUUACAAACGAUGGCAACAACGGGAAGCUGCCUUACAAGCACAAAAGGCCCAAGAUUCCUACCAAACUCCUCAGAAUCCUGGAAUUGUACCCCGUCCUAGUGAACUUUAUUAUAGUAAAAUUAGUCCUGCUUUGAAAGCAGUUGGACUUAGUCUGGAUGUGUCCCGACGGGAUUGGCCUCUUCAUGUGAUGAAGGCAGUAUUAGAAGAGUUAAUGGAGGCCACGCCCCCAAAUCUCCUUGCUAAAGAGCUUUGGUCAUCUUGCACCACCCCUGAUGAAUGGUGGAGAGUCACACAGUCUUAUGCCAGAUCUACUGCAGUCAUGUCUAUGGUCGGAUACAUAAUUGGCCUUGGAGAUAGACAUCUGGAUAAUGUUCUCAUAGAUAUGACGACUGGAGAGGUUGUUCACAUAGAUUACAAUGUUUGCUUUGAAAAAGGUAAAAGCCUUAGAGUUCCUGAGAAAGUACCUUUUCGAAUGACACAGAACAUUGAAACAGCACUGGGUGUAACUGGAGUAGAAGGUGUUUUUAGGCUUUCAUGUGAGCAGGUUCUACACAUUAUGCGGCGUGGCAGAGAGACUCUGCUGACGCUGCUAGAGGCCUUUGUGUAUGACCCCCUGGUGGACUGGACAGCUGGGGGUGAGGCCGGGUUUGCUGGUGCCGUCUAUGGUGGAGGGGGCCAGCAGGCCGAGAGCAAGCAGAGCAAGAGAGAGAUGGAACGAGAGAUCACUCGCAGCCUUUUUUCUUCGAGAGUAGCCGAAAUUAAGGUGAACUGGUUUAAGAAUAGGGAUGAGAUGCUGGUUGUACUUCCCAAGCUGGACAGCAGUUUAGAUGAAUACUUGAACUUGCAAGAGCAACUAACAGAUGUGGAAAAACUGCAGGGCAAACUGUUGGAAGAAAUAGAGUUUCUAGAAGGAGCUGAAGGAGUGGAUCAUCCUUCUCAUACUCUGCAACACAGGUAUUCUGAACACACUCAACUACAGACUCAGCAAAGAGCUGUUCAGGAAGCAAUCCAGGUGAAGCUGAAUGAAUUUGAACAGUGGAUAACACAUUAUCAGGCUGCAUUCAAUAAUUUAGAAGCAACACAGCUGGCAAGUUUGCUUCAGGAGAUAAGCACACAAAUGGACCUUGGUCCUCCAAGCUAUGUGCCAGCAACAGCCUUUCUGCAGAAUGCUGGCCAGGCCCACUUGAUUAGCCAGUGUGAGCAGCUGGAGGGGGAAGUCGGUACCCUCCUGCAGCAGAGGCGCUCGGUGCUGCGAGGCUGUCUGGAGCAGCUGCAUCACUAUGCAACCGUAGCUCUGCAGUAUCCGAAGGCUAUAUUUCAGAAACAUCGAAUUGAGCAGUGGAAAACCUGGAUGGAAGAGCUCAUCUGUAACACCACAGUAGAGCGCUGUCAGGAACUCUACAGGAAAUAUGAAGUGCAAUAUGCGCCCCAGCCACCCCCAACAGUGUGUCAGUUCAUCACUGCCACUGAGAUGACCCUGCAGCGGUACGCAACAGACAUAAACAGCCGUCUUAUUAGACAGGUGGAACGCUUGAAACAGGAAGCUGUCACCGUACCUGUUUGUGAAGAUCAGUUGAAAGAAAUUGAACGUUGUAUCAAAGUUUUCCUUCACGAGAAUGGAGAGGAAGGAUCUUUGAGUCUAGCAAGUGUUAUUAUUUCUGCCCUGUGUACCCUCACAAGACGUAACCUAAUGAUGGAAGGUGCAGCUUCGAGUGCUGGAGAGCAGCUGGUUGAUCUGACUUCUCGGGAUGGAGCCUGGUUCUUGGAGGAGCUCUGCAGUAUGAGUGGAAAUGUCACAUGCCUUGUUCAGUUACUGAAGCAGUGUCACCUAGUGCCACAAGACUUAGACAUUCCUAACCCCAUGGAAGCAUCUGAGGCAGUUCACUUAGCUAAUGGUGUAUACACCUCACUUCAGGAAUUAAAUUCAAAUUUCCGGCAAAUCAUAUUUCCAGAAGCACUGAGAUGUUUAAUGAAAGGAGAAUACACACUAGAAAGUAUGCUUCAUGAACUGGACAGUCUUAUUGAGCAGACAACUGAUGGUGUUCCUCUGCAGACUCUAGUUGAAUCUCUUCAAGCCUAUUUAAGAAAUGCAGCUAUGGGACUUGAGGAAGAAACACAUGCUCAUUACAUCGAUGUUGCCAGAAUACUUCACGCUCAAUAUGGUGAAUUAAUCCAACCAAGAAAUGGUUCAGUUGAUGAAACACCAAAAAUGUCAGCUGGCCAGAUGCUUUUGGUAGCAUUUGAUGGCAUGUUUGCCCAAGUUGAGACUGCUUUUGGCUUAUUAGUUGAAAAGCUAAAUAAGAUGGAAAUUCCUAUAGCUUGGCGAAAGAUUGACAUUAUAAGGGAAGCCAGGAGCACCCAAGUCAAUUUUUUUGAUGAUGAUAAUCACCGACAGGUGCUGGAAGAGAUUUUCUUUCUAAAAAGACUACAGACAAUUAAGGAGUUCUUCAGGCUCUGUGGUACCUUUUCUAAAACUUUGUCAGGAUCAAGUUCACUUGAAGAUCAGAAUACUGUAAAUGGGCCUGUACAGAUUGUCAAUGUGAAAACCCUUUUUAGAAACUCUUGUUUCAGUGAAGACCAGAUGGCCAAACCGAUAAAAGCAUUCACGGCUGACUUUGUGCGGCAGCUCCUGAUUGGACUCCCGAACCAAGCCUUGGGCCUCACGCUGUGCAGCUUCAUCAGUGCUCUAGGGGUAGACAUUAUUGCUCAAGUGGAGGCAAAGGAUUUUGGUGCUGAAAGCAAAGUUUCAGUUGAUGAUCUGUGUAAAAAAGCAGUGGAGCACAACAUCCAGAUCGGGAAGUUCUCUCAGCUGGUCAUGAACAGGGCGACUGUGCUGGCGAGCUCCUACGACACUGCCUGGAAGAAGCACGACUUGGUGCGCAGGCUGGAGACCAGCAUCUCCUCCUGUAAGACAAGCCUACAGCGCGUUCAGUUGCAUAUCGCCAUGUUUCAAUGGCAGCAUGAAGAUCUCCUUAUCAACAGACCACAAGCCAUGUCGGUCACUCCUCCCCCUCGUUCUGCCAUCUUAACCAGCAUGAAGAAGAAACUCCAUACUCUGAGCCAGAUUGAAACUUCAAUUGCAACAGUUCAGGAGAAACUGGCAGCACUUGAAGCAAGUAUUGAACAGCGACUCAAGUGGGCAGGUGGUGCCAACCCUGCACUGACACCUGUACUACAAGAUUUUGAAGCAACAAUAGCUGAAAGAAGAAAUCUUGUCCUUAAAGAGAGCCAAAGAGCAAGUCAGGUCACUUUCCUCUGCAGCAAUAUCAUUCAUUUUGAAAGUUUACGAACUAGAACUGCAGAAGCCUUAAACCUGGAUGCCUCAUUAUUUGAACUAAUCAAACGGUGUCAGCAAAUGUGUUCAUUUGCAUCACAGUUUAACAGUUCGGUCUCUGAGUUAGAGCUUCGUUUAUUAAAAAGAGUGGACACGAGUCUUGAACAUCCUAUUGGCAGCUCUGAAUGGCUUUUGUCAGCACACAAACAACUGACCCAGGAUAUGUCUACUCAGAGAUCAGUUCAGACAGAGAAAGAGCAACAGAUAGAAACGGUCUGUGAAACAAUUCAGAAUCUGGUUGAUAAUAUAAAGACUGUGCUCACUGGUCAUAACCGGCAGCUUGGAGAUGUCAAACAUCUCCUGAAAGCAAUGGCCAAGGAUGAAGAAGCUGCUCUGGCAGAUGGUGAAGAUGUUCCCUAUGAGAACAGUGUUAGGCAGUUCUUGGGUGAAUAUAAAUCAUGGCAAGACAACAUUCAGACAGUGCUGUUUACAUUAGUCCAAGCUAUGGGUCAGGUUCGAAGUCAAGAACAUGUUGAAAUGCUCCAGGAAAUAACUCCCACCUUGAAAGAACUGAAAACACAAAGUCAGAGUGUCUAUAAUAAUUUAGUGAGUUUUGCAUCACCCUUAGUCACCGAUGCAACAAAUGAAUGUUCGAGUCCAACGUCAUCUGCUACUUAUCAGCCAUCCUUUGCUGCAGCAGUCCGGAGCAACACUGGCCAGAAGACUCAGCCUGAUGUCAUGUCACAGAAUGCUAGAAAGCUGGUUCAGAAAAAUCUAGCUACAUCAGCAGAUACUCCACCAAGUACUGUUCCAGGAACUGGCAAGAGUGUUGCUUGUAGUCCUAAAAAGGCUGUCAGAGACCCUAAAACUGGAAAAGCUGUGCAGGAGAGAAACUCAUAUGCAGUGAGCGUGUGGAAGAGAGUGAAAGCCAAGUUAGAGGGCCGAGAUGUUGAUCCGAAUAGGAGGAUGUCAGUUGCUGAACAGGUUGACUAUGUCAUUAAGGAAGCAACUAAUCUAGAUAACUUGGCUCAGCUGUAUGAAGGUUGGACAGCCUGGGUAUGAAUGGCAAGACAGUAGAUGAGUCUGGUUAAGCGAGGUCAGACAUCCACCAGAAUCAACUCAGCCUCAGGCAUCCAAAGCCACACCACAGUCGGUGGUGAUGCAACUGGGGGCUUAUUCUGAGGAAACCUAGGAAAUCUCGGUGCGCUAGGAAGUGAAUCCUGCAGGACAGCUGCACUCAGGGAUACGCCCAACACCAUGGCCUGCAACCCCAAGGUCAAGGGUGAAAGAAAGAAAGCUCACCGCCUGAACACGGAGAUUGUCUUUCUGCCACAGAACAGCUGCAAACGUGUCAGGAGGUUAGCUGCAGAAAGAAAUCGGGAUGCCGCGGAGCACAGAGUGAUUUGGAACUCCAUUCCACCUGACCCUGUGUGUACAAUCCAGGAAAAAUCAAACCCCGCUCAGAAACAGAGAAAACUGGGGCCGCGACGCAGCCAAGGAAGAUUUGAUGCAUUCAGAUUCUUGCAUAACACUUGUUGCUUGGCAACAGUACUGGUUGGGUUGACCAGUAAGUACAAAAAGGCUAUGCGAUAUGAAUUUCAGAAAUGGACUGAAGAAGGAGAGCUAUGUAACAGAUAACACUACAUUGGAAGAACUUCUGAAAUGAAGGGAAAAAACCCCACCCCAUCCUCCUCCUCCCCAACCCCCACCCUCUGCCCAUCCCCCUUUACUUGAUCUAGUAGAUUAGCCAUCUUUCACAUUCACUUUUAUUUCAAUCCUUAUAUUACAUAUUCUUCCAUCUCAAUGCUGUUAACAACUUAUCUUUGGAGUGAUAAACAGAAAUUUUUCCAAAACCACCAAUAACGUGGAAAAUGCAAGGAUUGUUUAAAGGUCUGGUGAUCACAUACAAAAUGUAAUUCUGUUUAUUUAAGUCAUUUCUGUGAUUCUAUCAUGUACAGUUUCCAGAAUUGUCACUGUGCAUUCAAAAGUAAUGAAUCUAACAGACAUUUGAUUUAAUGUACACUCCCCUUCACUUAUAGUGUACAUUUUUGGGAGGUCAUUCAAAUUUUCCCUCUUCUGUGAUUGCUGUAGUUUCUUUCAUAGAAAGAAAGUAGCUAAUCCAAUGUAAUCUUUUACCUUUUUAAAAACCAGGAUAGAGUACCUAUUAGAGUUUUACAUUGUUGAUGACAGAUUAACAAUAAAGUGAUGUUCUGGUGGAGGUAGAGUGAAAUGUUUUUUUAAUUCAAUUUUCUCAUUUGAUACUUUUAAUUUACAAUUUACAAGGUGUAAAUUAAAAGUGCUUUAGUUUACCUGGCAUUUUAGGACAUAUACAUGAAACAUCAGCAAAAGUGAGAACCACCAACAUCUUUUAUUAAGUUCAGUUAUUAGUGUGUGAAGUACUUUACUUUUUCCACAAUUUUAAGUUUCCUUUUCAGUAGUGAAUUCAUGAUCAAGGUUUCCUUAAAUUUAGCAUUGCAUUUCAGUACUGACUGUGUAAGCUCAGUUGUUGAUCCAAAAUAAAAAUCCAGACGAGAAUAGGAUUCCUAAAGUCACGUAUCAGCACAAAGUAGCACAUGAUUAAAAUCUUGAUUGAGUACAUUUUUCCUGCAUUUUAGAGAUUAGCACUGUGAUCACUUUCUAGUUGCCUGUCUUCACAGACAAACUUGAAAGGUAUUAAGGAAAAAUUCCACAUAGCUCUGGCCUUCCCUGUAUUCUCAUUGCCACGUUAAUAUAUAAUCUUUAAAUACUCAUGGGAGAAUGCAUUUCAGUAUCAGUGCUCUUCUAAUACUUUGACAGGUAUUACAAGAAAGGUGGUAUCUUUGAAUACCCCCAUGUGUCUAAUAGCAAGUUAAGGAACCUAGUGUAUCAAAUUUUAUUUUCUUCAUUCAUCUUGAACCUUAUUUUCACAAUCAAAACAACCUAUCUGGAAUAAUAAUGCCAUAUUGUGUUUUGCACACUGCUUUAUUUCCUAGAGGCUAUUGCACUCAUCACUUGAUUACCUCUACUCUCUCUCAAGAUUAAACAGUCUUUCAACAACAUUCUUUGUCACAAGGAAAAACUUUUAUCACAGUGAUAAAACCACUUCACACUAGUUUGUCCCUAUAGGUAGUAUUCAGAGAUUGCUUCUUCUUUGGUAAAGAAGAUAAAUGAAAUAGGUUAAUUUUACUGCCUGUGAAUUUCAGGCUUCAGCGGUACCUGGCACCUUAUCCUAGCGAAAACAAAACAGCUUUACAUAAAAAACGUGUCUCUGCUAAAUUGUCCAUCACUUUUACUUUAAAAUGGUCCCUCAGAGAAUAGUGUGGCAUAUACAUAUUUGGUUGUAGGGAAGAUAGGAAUAACUGGUGACUUCAAAGCUUGCUCUUCACCGCACUCUGGACAACAAGACCCCCAGUCUGUACAGUUUGGCUUCUUUUGGGAAGUCAUUUGGCAAGUAGCCUUAUCAUUUUGACCUGUUUUAAGAGAACUCAACAGUCAGAUUUAAUCAGAGGUAAAAGGCCUUUGUGAUACAGCAGUUUGAGAAGACAGGGCUAUAUUUUGGUGAUUAUCUUGUAACAUAAUGUAAAGUUCAGAGUGCUGUGGUUAUGAAGUCAUGCAUUUUUGAUGAUACACAAAUACCUGUGGAAAACCAGGGGUCUGCUCCUCUCUCUCCCCCUCCCUCCCUCCCUCCCUCUCCCUCCCCUUCCCCUUGCUCUUGCUCUCUCUCCCUCCCGCACCCCCUUCCUUCCCCCACCCCCCCCUCUUGUGCUCUCUCUUUUUCCCUCUCUAAGAUUCAGGGGGUACAGAAUAACUUGUGACCCUUGGAAAUUGAAGUUUAUCUUAAGUGUUUUGCUGUCUUUAAUUUUCUAGAAUUGCCUGAGUUUUAGUUGAUUUAUCUGUAAAGCUGUGGAGGCUUAGUAGUUUAUGGUGCUGUCUGUAUUUCUCUUUUAUUCUGUUUCUUUGGUGUGUCUUGCAGUAUUUCAUUAUUUCUGGUCACGAAUUCUUCACAUAGUUUGCUAGAUGAUUAUUAAGAUUCUUUUGUGUCUGACACUUGUGAGUUUUUUGAGAUAUGUGAGGUUUCUGUGUGAGAACUGAGAAUCAAGCUCUUGAUCUGCUUCCCUAAAUUGCUUUCUUAGAGCCCAAACCCCAGGUUCAGGGUGAGGGUUUACAAUGCAAAGAAAAACUUCCAUCACUUCUGCCCUUAACACUUGCCUCUAUUACCUGAACUUAGUAGGUAGUGUUCUUUAUAUUGUCCAGUGUUUGAUGUUAUCUGCAUUGUUUUUGUUUUUAACUGUGGUUGUUCUGAUGUGUGAAAUUUAAGGAAAGAGCCAUUAAAAAAUUCCAAGCAGGGCAAUGCAAGUGCAGCCAAAUAUUAGAGUUGAUGUGCAAUCUUAGGUCCUUUUAAAUUUGGGGUGAUAUAGGCAGUACUUUGAAUUGAAAAGUCUUCCUGGCCUAUUUUCCUCCACAUACUUGUGAUUACUCUGGGGGCUUACUUGUUUUGGCAGUACUAAAAUCAAAGAAGCUGGUUCUUCUUUUCUCCCAAUUCUUUUCAUAUUAAAGAAAGCAUCUACAAUUAGCCUUGUUAGCUUCUGUUCGUAUAUAUAAAAAAAAAAAUCAGUGAACGCUUUUCUGUUAGCACAUUUAAGUACCUUUGUUUUACAUAAAACCAGAUAAAUACGAAAACCAAUGACCUUCCAUUCUGUAUCUUGAGAUUGUAAAAUGAAAAAUUUAGAGCUAGGACUUUCCCCCUCCCCUUAAAUCUAGGAGGUAGACUAUGUUAAUGUAAGGGUCACUUAAAGAAGUGACAGAUUUUUUUCAUUAUUUGGGUUGUAUUAGGAAAUAUUCCUCCUAUGGGGAAGAACUAGCAUUAUAAAUUUUCCAAACACUGGGGAAGGAAAUUCACUGUAUUAUGAGCCUGGAAGGGUUUAUUGCACUUUUCCUGCUUUUUUUUUAUGCCUGGGUAAGAGUAUCACCAUCUCUUAUUUACAAAAGGGCAAAUGGACUCCAAUUGAGAGAAGCUUUAUAGGUUCAAGAGUUAGUUGUACAACAUGAACCAUUCAGUCUCUUGCUUUCCGUGGGAAUUUGGGCUUACUAGGGAAGCUGUUUGUUGUGCUAAUGUAAAAGUGUCAUACAAUUAGCUCGGCUUUUGAAGAUGAUAAACUUAAGGAAUUGAAUGUUCUGAAAUGCAGACUUGCAGAAUGUUUUUAUGUCUUUCGAGGCAGGCUUUUUUUCUUUUUUUUUUUUUGACCAAGUUUCAGCUCCUGUUUGAAGUUCCUGUGUCAGUUAUUUUUUGGUUUAAAUUUUCCUUAUAUUUCCACCUGUGAUGUCAAUGGCAACAUCACACUUCACUUGUUAAUUUACUUUACCCUUAUUAUGUAGAGCAAAUUGAGUUGAACUGAAUCUUCCUUGUUCUAGUAACAUUGUAUAAAUAGAGUGGCUUCUCUGUACAAAAGGUUGUAAUGCCUCCUGAUGGUUAUAAUUUUGUGAUUGUAUUUAAGGUUAAAAGUUGAAUAAAUCACACCAGCUUCCUGAAAGUGUUCAUAAUGCAACUUUUGGAAAACAAAAAAUACAUGGCCUACUUCGUGCAUAUUUGCAUUAACGUGGCAAAGACUGUAUGAAAUACCUGUUUCAAAAAAUAAAGUCUUAAAAGACGUA
Physeter macrocephalus (sperm whale) is the source of this 15954-nucleotide messenger RNA. It is a transcript of the gene SMG1, whose product is annotated as SMG1 nonsense mediated mRNA decay associated PI3K related kinase. Gene Ontology annotation, cellular component: nucleus. The record is from RefSeq and is a predicted model, not a curated record. Gene Ontology annotation, biological process: nuclear-transcribed mRNA catabolic process, nonsense-mediated decay; protein phosphorylation. Bases 22 to 11385 code for a protein of 3787 amino acids. Lineage: Eukaryota; Metazoa; Chordata; Mammalia; Artiodactyla; Physeteridae. Gene Ontology annotation, molecular function: protein serine/threonine kinase activity; protein binding. The transcript is spliced from 63 exons.